Myripristis murdjan (pinecone soldierfish) is the source of this 2735-nucleotide messenger RNA. RefSeq lists its product as uncharacterized. Gene Ontology annotation, molecular function: transcription corepressor activity. Gene Ontology annotation, cellular component: histone deacetylase complex; transcription regulator complex. The transcript is spliced from 12 exons. Lineage: Eukaryota; Metazoa; Chordata; Actinopteri; Holocentriformes; Holocentridae. The record is from RefSeq and is a predicted model, not a curated record. Gene Ontology annotation, biological process: regulation of transcription by RNA polymerase II; negative regulation of DNA-templated transcription. The coding region runs from base 626 to 2416 and encodes 596 amino acids.
CCAGCCUCAGGUAUCCUCUCCCCACCUCCUCCCCCCACCUGAGGUACCCUCCCCCCACCUCCACCAGCCUCAGGUAUCCUCUCCCCACUUCUUCCCUCCACCCGAGGUAACCUCCUCCCACCUUCACCAGCCCCAGGAAACCUCCCUCCACAUUUACCAGCCCCAGGUAGCCUCCACCCGCCUCCUCCAGACUCAGGUCACCUCCCCCCACCUCUUUUCCCAUGACCUCCUGGAGUCCCAGUUCCUCCUGUCCAGCCAAAACCAGCACCAACGUCUCCAUCAACCAGACCAUGAGGACCAGAGCAGAUCUGAACCACCCUGUCUGCUCAACAGCCACAGUUACUCCUACCAGGACCAGCAGCUGGACCAGAGCCAGUUCAACACACACCUGGUCACACACACCCCGCUGUUGGACUCUCACACACUCCAGCCCGAUGUUACUGAUCUGCAGCACAAUCACACGCACUUCUUCACACACUCCAACACACACACGGUCCACUACAAUGGUGUGUAUGGGUUGCCGGAGCCAGAGGACCAGGGGCCUGCAGAGCUGACACCACCCCAGCUGCAGUGCUCCCCGCUGGGCUGCGGAUCGAGAGGAGACGGCCUGGGUGGGUGGAGCUCCAUGGAGGUGAGCUCACCAUCCGGCCUCCAGUGUUACUCGGACAGGUACCCCACCUGCCUGUCCCAGCCCUUCUGCAGCCCCCACACCCCCAGUCCCAGCCCUCAUUACCCCGUCCCGCCCCAGGUCGCCUGCAGCCCCAGUCCUGGACUUGGCUUCGAUGCCCAAACACCCAUGCACCUAGGCAGCGAUCACACCCACACCCACUGUCAAACUGAGCCUGACAGGUACAGCAUGACCUCCGACCCAGGCCGACACGCCCCUCAGGUGUGCUGCCCCCCCAACCCGAGCCACAGCGCAUCAAACCUGGACCCGACCGGCCUCCGUGAUGUGGGGAAUUUUCUCCAGAGCAGGAGCCAGGACUUUGUUGCUCCUACCCAGCCAGCAGUGCUCACCGGCGGGCAGAACUGGAGGGAGGAGUGGUGUGGAGGAGGAGGACGAGGAGGACGAGGAGGACGAGGAGGACGAGGAGGAGGAAGAGGAGGAGGAGGACGAGGAGGAGGAGGAAGAGGAGGUCGGACAGACCCUCACGUCCUCCAGUCCACGGCUCAGCAUCAGAACCAGAUUAAACUUCCACGGCAUGAAAACAGCAGUGAGGCUUCAGACUGCAGGUUGAUGUGUGCAGUGUGUCAUCGUGACUUCAGGAGUUUGCCAGCGUUAAACGGACACAUGCGAUCUCACGGUGGCUUCAGAUCUGCGACACACACACCUCACAACAGCAAGGGCGGGGGGGGGUCCUCCCCUCCCGUUAUGCCCGUCUCUGUCACCUUCACUGCCGCCGCCCGGCCUCCCUCUGAGGAGGAGGGAGGGGGCGUGGCCAAAGGGUGGAGGCGGGGAAAGAGCAAGUGGCUCCGCCCCCUUGUCCUCCCUCCCUCCUCGUCCACAGGGGGCGCUGUGCUCUACCGCAGCCUGAUGCGCCUCAACGCCGCCACUGAAGAGGAAGACGAAGGUGUCUCGGUUGCCGAGGACGACGGGGCGGUCGCUGUGAGCGACGCGGUGGAGGACAGGAGGGACGGGACAGUUGAUGCUGAGGAAGUGGUUGCCAGGGGCAACGGGAGGGGCAGUGGGCGGGCUCAGGUGGCGGUCUACACCCCUCCCACCAUGCUGUGCCCCGUCAGGGCGGGGCCGGGCCUGUUCUGCUCACUGACCAGAGGGAGGCAGCAGAGAGCAAAGAGCAUCCAGCUGCACCGCCCCCACGAUGGAGUUGAUGACCUUGUUGCCGUGGUGACCACAGAUCCUGAAAAACCCGGAGGAGGCAUCGAGCCGCACAUCAAUGUAGGGCGGGACUUCCAGGCCGAGAUCCCGCCUCUGCAGGACCGCCGCCACGCCCCCUCAGACUCCCACAAUGCACUGCUGCUGUGGCUGCCAAGACCAGAGCUGGAGAGUCCUGCCAAUCAACAGAGAGUGGAAGCUCUCGUGGCGAUGGCUCGCUCCAGUGUUGUGCCAGGGGGCGGGGCCAGCCCAGACCACGCCCUCCACGUCCUGUCAGAGUGCAGAGGAGACUUCCUGUCUGCAGUGGAGACGCUGCUGUCCCAUCCUGAGCCCUGCAGCCCGCAGCACACAGGCAGCAGCAGGUGGAGUGCAGCAGAGAGGAGGUUGCUGGUUAAAUCCCUGCAGCAGCAUCAGAAGGACUUCAGCAGCGUGCAGAAGGCGGUGCAGACCAAGUCAGUGUGUCAGUGUGUGGAGUUUUAUUACCUGUGGAAGAAGCGUCUGCGUCUCAGCGUGCCGAGCAGCUCGCAGCAGAAGGAUGACAUCAUCACCUCCACCCAAUCAGAGCCUCUGCAGGCCAGAUGACGUCACCGAGGCGACGGCCAAUCGCAUGGAGCCUUACGUGGGCGGAGUCUGUGCUGAGAAGAGGGGGGGGGGAUUUGAACCUGUGACAUGUCGGCACUGUGCUUCCCCCCCCACCACACACACACACACACACACACACACACACAAACAGGAAGUGGGAGUGGCAGCUUCCUGAAGUUCUUACAUUUUAUUACAUUACAUUUAAUUACACUUUUAAUAAAUAUUGACGUGUUUUUGUUGUGAAAAUCCAAACGUUAGCUUGAGCUGCUGUCACAGCUAACAGAGACAUGCUAAAUAAAUAAAUAAAUAAAUAAAUAAA